Epinephelus moara (kelp grouper) is the source of this 3383-nucleotide messenger RNA. Its product is annotated as sodium- and chloride-dependent GABA transporter 2-like. Gene Ontology annotation, cellular component: membrane. The transcript has 14 exons. Lineage: Eukaryota; Metazoa; Chordata; Actinopteri; Perciformes; Serranidae. The record is from RefSeq and is a predicted model, not a curated record. Bases 33 to 1772 code for a protein of 579 amino acids. Gene Ontology annotation, biological process: sodium ion transmembrane transport.
AGGACGAUCGGGUUCAGAUUGAGCUUUUGGGAAUGGCAUAUAAAAAAUGUGCAACAAGGCACAAGCAAGCAAAGGUGGAGGAGAGAGGACAUUGGGCCAGUAAGGUGGAGUUUCUCCUGGCUGUGGCGGGAAAUGUUGUUGGCCUGGGCAACGUGUGGAGGUUUCCUUACCUCUGCUACAAAAAUGGAGGGGGAGCAUUCCUGGUGCCAUAUCUGGUAUUUGUGGUGACCUGUGGCGUACCACUGUUCCUGCUGGAGACCACUGUAGGCCAGUACACCCAGCAAGGCUGCAUAGCCUUCUGGAGGAAGCUAUGCCCACUGGCAGAAGGUAUUGGCUAUUGUGGGCAGCUGAUCCUUUUCUACAGCUGUAUGACCUACAUCAUCAUUCUGUCCUGGGCUUUGCUCUACCUGGUGUUCUCCUUCAGCUCAGAGCUGCCCUGGGCCAGCUGCAACAACUACUGGAACACAGAUGACUGCAUAGACUUUUCAACGCAAAAUAAAACCUCUGAAUGGACCAACCACACAAACACCACCUCUGCUGCCACAGAGUUCUGGGAACGACGAGUGCUGGCUAUCUCAGGGGGGAUUGAGGAGAUAGGCAGUAUCAGGUGGGAGGUGCUGUUGUGCCUAAUUGCAAUGUGGAUCACCUGCUACUUUUGUGUCUGGAAAGGGGUCCGGUCUACAGGAAAGGUGGUGUAUUUCACUGCUACAUUUCCCUAUGUGAUGUUGGUAAUUCUUUUGAUUCGUGGCCUCACUCUUCCUGGAGCUCUACAAGGAGUAGUGUUUUAUCUUCUGCCUGAACCCUCACGACUCGCAGACCCUCAGGUUUGGAUGGAGGCUGGUUCUCAGAUCUUCUUCUCAUACAGUGUGGGUGUGGGAACCUUAGUUGUGCUGGGCAGCUACAACACCUACAACAACAACUGCUAUAAAGACUGUCUGUGGCUGUGUUUACUGAACAGUGGUACCAGUGUGGUAGCUGGAUUUGCGGUCUUCUCUGUGCUGGGAUUCAUGGCUCACCAGCAGGGUGUUCCCAUUGCAGAUGUGGCCGAGUCAGGUCCAGGUUUGGCGUUCAUUGCAUACCCUCAGGCUGUAGCCAUGAUGCCCCUUCCCCAGCUUUGGUCCAUCUGUUUCUUUGUCAUGAUCAUUCUCCUGGGCCUGGACACACAAUUUGUUGCCAUGGAGGUGGUAAUGACAUCCUUUGCAGAUAUCUUUCCCACGGUGAUGCGCAGGGCAGGCCGACGGGAACGUUUCCUCAUCCUCUUCUGCCUCAUGUGCUUCUUCUCUCAGCUUGUGAUGAUCACUGAGGGAGGGAUGUAUGUGUUCCAGCUGUUAGACUACUACGCUUGUAAUGGAUUCUGCGUCCUCUUUCCCUGCGUGUUUGAAACUCUGGCACUGGGAUGGAUAUUUGGGGCGGAGCGACUGUAUGGCAUCAUUAAGGACAUGACAGGUGAACACGCCAACCCAUUCUUUAAAAUCUGCUGGCUCUACCUCACACCGCUGGUCUCACUGGGCUCUUUUAUAUGCUCUUUAGUUGAGUACCAGCCUCUGACCUUUAAUCGCUGGUACGUUUACCCAACCUGGGCAUACGUGUUGGGCUGGGUACUGGCCCUCUCCUCCAUCCUGCUUGUGCCGGGAUGUGCGCUGUAUAAACUGGGAACUGGGACUGGGAACCUCAGUCAGCGUUUCCAUCAUCUGUGCCAACCUGACCCUGCCUACUCACUGACAGAAAAGAGAGAAACUGAGUUGCAGCACAUCAAAGAGGAAGAUCUGUAACUAAGGUGAUGAUAUUGUAACCCUAGUUCUCUUAGCACAGGCAGAGCCCUCUACUGGACUCUUUGGGUAAUACUCCUCCAAUACUGAGCAUGCAUUUGCCCACUGAGAUUUGGAGAAACAUAGCCGGUCAAUAAAGACGUGCCUACCCAAAUACGUGUGGACCCCAAAGUAUAGAUGAAGGCUGUCUAGCAUCCUAAACUCUCUUCAGUGAGAGGUGUACAAGUGAUAGGGCCCCUCAGUGGAGGGCUCCGCCUGUGCUAGUAGAACAAGGGUUACAAUAUAGUAACCUUUGUUCUAUCUGACAUGGGCAGACAGUCAUCACCAGCAGGAGGUCUCAGUGGAGAGAUGUUGUCGGUGGACUCCCGUGGGACACUGAUAUACAGGACACUGAUGGGAUGUCAUCAUCUACAAAUGAGGUCAUUGUCUGGGGUCCAUGUCAUUGGUCCGACAGCCCAUUGGUCCGACAUCCCAUUAGUCCGAUGGUCCGCGGUGCUGAACCGCUCCCGGCAGGCGUAUUUCUGCCUUGAUGGUGUGCCGCGACCGGCUCUGGGUCAGCUGGGAAAGGCUUGAGGCGAAGCAGGCUCACAGCUUAUGUGUUUGUCACUUUCUUUUUCAUUUUAACCCACACCAUGAUCUUUCCUGACCCUAACCAAGUGGUUUUUGUGCCUAAACCUAACCAGACCUUAACCACAGGGCAUCAUGAUGAUUUCGGAACAACGGGACUUCGGAACAAUGACUUUAAUAUGGUCGGAACAAUGGGCAGUUCCCAUUGUCUGGAGGGAUGACCAGAUGUGGUAAUGUGGUGAGGUGGUUGGAGCAGGGGUCUUUUGACGUCAAUCUCGAGUUCAAAGCAUCUUAAGUGAUCCCACCACUGCUUGGGCAGAGCCAGGCAGGCCUCGCAGGCUGGUGGCUGCUUAGCAUUGGUCUCUGCAUGGUCUGCGCUGAGCCAUUAGAAGUUCUUGAAAUGGCACCUCCAUCCAUGGAGGAGGCUGCUCAGUCUGACAGUGAGACUCUACCUCCUUGUACAUUGUGGGAUUCUCAUGUAUUUGGGUAGGCAUGUCCUGAUUGACUGGUUACAUUUAUGAAAAUCUCAGCGUGCGAAUGCAUGCUGGUGAUUACAGGAGUAUUACCCAAAGAGUCCAGUAGAGGGCGGAGCAUGUGUAAGAUGGAACUGUUCACUCCCAUUUGAUAUGAAACGUUACUUGUUCCUGAACUCUGUCACCUGCAAUAAUGUGUUUAACAUGUAAGAUCUGGCACUGAGUAGGCUGGUUACUGAUUAUGAUAUCAAUUCCUCUGCUUCUCUACAGUCUGCAAUCCAAAGGUCAAAGACAAACAAGACCAGUUUUAUAUAUUUUAGCUACGUCAUGCUGAUCUUGGAUACUUUACUUGUGUGAUAUCACCGCAAGAUUUCUCCUGUCAAUGUCGCACACUGAAUGAAACAACAAACCAUUUUAACACACAAAACAGACAGUUUCAAACUGAUAUUUUUGCAGGAAUUUUUUUUUCUGUCACAUCAUCAUCACCAUAACAUUUCUGUUUUGAUCCAAAAUAGUGAGUAGUUAAAUGCAAUGAAAAAUGUGCAUUAAAAACUUGUAUAAUGUCUAAAAUAAA